AUGAUACCAAUGUUCCUUUCCUUGUUGGCUACGAUAUUUUUUGCUCUUAGUGUACGAGUAUGCUUGAAUUUAUUCAAUGAGAGUUGUUUCUUAUUGUAUAAUUCACCAUCGCUUACCACUGCAGUGAUUUUCGCCGGUCUUUCCUUUUGCGUUUUGUUGAUGGAACUCAUACUAUCACUUCGUAUGAAUGAACCAAAAAUGGUGGAUGGUGGUACUCAAACUUCAAAUUUGGAUUAUGAUACAACUUCAUCAGCAGUAAUUGUAAAUCCACAAUUCAAGCAAGCAUUCAUUGCUCGUCGCCCUCCGGUGCAAACGAAUUUAUGA
Messenger RNA from Acanthocheilonema viteae, 324 nucleotides. The record is from the annotation of a GenBank genome assembly. Lineage: Eukaryota; Metazoa; Nematoda; Chromadorea; Rhabditida; Onchocercidae.